AAGCUCACCUACCAUAAACUCUUUCACAUGACCUCAUACAUCAAAUAAAUCAUACCAAAAUCUCUUCCACAUUUAUUGCACUCACAAACUUCCCACUCUCUCAUAAAAACUUUUCCAAACCAAUCCAAAACCCCAUGCCCUAUAACAAUGCUAGUAUCUCUCAACGAAACUCUUCAUGCUUGUGUAUCAAUCUUCAUCUAACAUGUCUUAACACUCAUAUUCUUUUUUUUCUCUCCUUCCAUCGAUGACGGCGCAAGCGACUCCACUCUUUUUGCUAGCAAUAGCAUGCCUAGCGACGACGUCCUCGCUCGCCACGUCAUCGGGAGACGCCUACGUCGUAGACGCGUGCAGCGUGACGCGCUACCGCGAUCUAUGCGUCCACUCGCUGGCUUCCUUUUCCAGCACGGCCAGGAACAGCCCGAGCAUGUGGGCUCGGGCUGGGGUGUCCGUGACGAUUGGCGAAGCCAAGAGCGUCGCGCGACACCUGGCCGCGCUGAGAAAGGGAAAGGGAAGGUACAAAAGCAACAUAUCCGAUUGCGUCGAGUGCUUUGAAGAUACGCUCGACAAUCUUCAUAGGUCUUUAGGGGUGCUUAGAAAGCUUAGUGUUUCCGAAUUCGGCUCCCAAGUGGAGGAUGUGAUGACGUGGCUCAGCGCGGCGCUCACCGACGAGGACACGUGUCUCGACGGCUUCGAGGAGCGCAACACGGGAAAGCUUGUUAGGGGUUUCAUAAAUCGCGUGAACAAUGUUACUUACAUGACUAGCAACGCGCUAGCGCUUGUAAACAAACUCGCAACGGCUGGCCCAGCUUGUUUAGUAAAUUGAUCGCCAUAUAUAGUUGAAGAUUAUAGUAAUAAUUUUAGCACUUACAUGACCUUGGUGUAAUGUAUUAAAGUGUUCGGUUUUUUUUUUUUUUUUUUUAGCACGCGUUAUCUUUGUGUAUAUAGGUCGUUAAUCAUUGAAAAGGGUUUAAAUAAAGCGAUGUUUACGGAUC
Salvia miltiorrhiza (redroot sage) is the source of this 992-nucleotide messenger RNA. RefSeq names its product pectinesterase inhibitor 6-like. Lineage: Eukaryota; Viridiplantae; Streptophyta; Magnoliopsida; Lamiales; Lamiaceae. The transcript has a single exon. The record is from RefSeq and is a predicted model, not a curated record. The coding region runs from base 245 to 823 and encodes 192 amino acids. Gene Ontology annotation, molecular function: enzyme inhibitor activity. Gene Ontology annotation, biological process: negative regulation of catalytic activity.